AAAAAUGGUAUGAUAUCGAUUAAUCGAACACCGGCUGGCGUCUGUUUCGUGCUUCAUAUAUUUUUGCAAUAUUGAAAUAAUAUAUUAAAAUACCGUUCAGAAAUAUGGCUGCUUUCUUGGAUGGAGUUUUACCUGCAACAUUGCAAGAGAAAAUAAAGAGUUCCAAACUACUCGUAGUUGGAGCUGGAGGAAUAGGUUGUGAGAUUUUAAAAAAUUUGGUGCUGUCUGGUUUUCCCGAAAUUGAAAUAAUCGACUUGGACACAAUUGAUUUAAGCAAUCUUAAUCGCCAAUUUUUGUUCCACCGCGAACAUGUGGGAAAGUCGAAAUCACAGGUAGCAAGGGAGAGUGCUUUGCAAUUUAAUCCUGAUGUCAAAAUAAAGGCUUAUCACGAUAGUAUUAUGGCGACCGAUUACGGUGUAAAUUUUUUCAAGAAAUUCGAUGUUGUUCUCAAUGCUCUUGACAAUCGCGCCGCUCGCAACCACGUUAAUCGGAUGUGUUUGAAUGCAGAGGUACCUUUGAUAGAGAGUGGAACAGCUGGCUAUAAUGGUCAAGUAGAAUUGAUUAAGAAAGGGCUAACUCAAUGCUACGAAUGCACACCCAAAGCUACCCAGAAGAGUUUCCCUGGUUGUACAAUUCGAAAUACACCCUCUGAACCAAUACAUUGUAUUGUGUGGGCAAAACAUCUUUUCAAUCAACUUUUUGGUGAAACUGUAGAUGAUGAGGACAUUUCUCCGGACGUUGCCGAUCCCGAAGCCAAAUCCGAAGUUGAAGAAAGUUCUAACGGUGAUGGUGAGAAGAAAAUUGAUGAAACAGUUCCUGACGAUGGCAAUGUGGUUCGCGUUAACACACGCCAAUGGGCGAAAGACAACAAUUAUGAUGCUGCGACAUUGUUCAACAAAUUUUUCUACGAUGACAUAAAAUACCUUUUGUCCAUGUCGAAUUUGUGGAAGACACGUAAGCCACCAACUCCCAUUAAAUGGGAUAGUAUCCUUCUGAAGCAAGAUGAACUUGAUACUAGUUUUGUUCGCCAAUACCAUAAAAUUUGGUCAUUGGCUGAAUGUGCAGUAGUAUUUUCCGAUUGUUUGAAAAAUCUUAAAGUAAAUUUGGAAAAAUUGGAGGAAGGAGAUUCUUUGGUCUGGGAUAAAGAUGACCAACCCGCUAUGGACUUUGUGGCUGCCUGUGCCAAUAUUCGCGGUUACAUAUUUGACAUAUUGAGAAAAUCACGUUUCGAAGUUAAGUCUAUGGCUGGUAAUAUCAUACCCGCAAUAGCUACCACAAACGCAAUUACUGCCGGCGUGGUGGUAUUGCAAACGUUUAAGGUUUUGCAAAAUGAACUAGAUAAGUGCAAGUCAGUGUACAUGCGUCUGCGUCCGAAUCCUCGUCAGCAAUUAUUAGUACCCGAAAAAUUUCUUACCCCACCGAAUCCAAACUGCUACGUAUGUGCCGCAGAUCCAGCCAUACACUUACGUGUCGAUACAAAAAAGAUGCAUAUAAAGGAAUUUAGAGAUGAAGUUCUCAUAAAAACAUUGAAUAUGGUCAACCCCGAUGUCAUCGUAGAUGCCAAAGGUGUUGUCGUCAUUUCUUCUGAAGAAGGCGAAACUGAAUGCAAUGAAGGCAAGCUACUGUCCGAUAUGGAUAUUGUGGAUGGAGUUUUAUUAAAAUGUGAUGACUUCUUCCAAAAUUAUGAACUUAGCAUUAUAAUUGUUCAUAUGGACGCAGAGCGCGACGACACAAUGUUUGAAGUAAUAGCCGAUCCUAAUCAGCUUAAGCCGAAGGAAGAAAAUGCUGAAAAUGUAAAAUCUACGGGAAAAGACAACGGAAACGAUGCGUCGGAUGGACCUUCUACUUCGAAGAAGGCUCGCAUCAAUGAUGUUGAUGAUGAUGACGACUUGUGUGUAAUUGAGGACGAUGACGACGAUCCAUCUAUUCCAAGAAACGCCGAAAACGCUACUGCUGAAGAAGUGAUCAAAGCGACAGAUAAACUAAGAGUACAAAGCCCCGAAAAAUCUGUAGCUACAAAACGUAAAACUACCACUAUCGACGAUGAUAUUACAGAAAUUUUAGACUCUGACGAUGAAGAUGGUCCCACUCAAUCCAAGCGUACGCGAACAUCAGAGCCAGAGACAGGCAUUAUUAAUAUCGAUUAAGUUAUAGUUUAAUAACCAGCACUUCAUAUAUUUCGCCGUCUAUGUAUAAUAAUUCAUAAAUCAUGUUCUGUUAUUGUACAACAAACAGUGCAGACAUAAAUAAAGAAAACACCCAGAAAGAAAUUUUCCAAUUUUAA
Molecule: messenger RNA, 2284 nt
Organism: Stomoxys calcitrans (stable fly)
Lineage: Eukaryota; Metazoa; Arthropoda; Insecta; Diptera; Muscidae
Gene: Uba2
Product: SUMO-activating enzyme subunit 2
Exons: 4
Coding region: 105-2147 (680 amino acids)
Biological process (GO): protein sumoylation
Cellular component (GO): cytoplasm; SUMO activating enzyme complex
Molecular function (GO): SUMO activating enzyme activity
Source: RefSeq, a predicted model, not a curated record